CAACAUCACCGCCAUCAUCAACGUUUCACUGCUCUGCAACGCAAACAGAACAAUCGAAGAAAACUUGGAGGCCCUCAGAAUCCCACUUCAAUCCCCAAUUGAAAUCUCCAUGAAUGUUCGACAUCUCAAACUACCGGUUUUCAUCUUGCCUUCUUACAUUUGAAGCCUAAUUGCAAAAGGAAACCGGUUUUUUUCGUCGCCUACACCCAUCAUUUAUUCUUUCUUGGCUCCAAAAAUUGUCUGUUAUUCUUCAAAUACAUUGUUCUUGAGACAAUUCCCCGAACUCCAGAAUCCCUUUUUGUUUAUAUUUUUAUAAUUUCUGGAAAAAAAGUGUCUCUGUAGUCUGUAGUCUGUGUACUCUGUUGGCCUGAAAAAAAAAACUGGGUUUUGUUUUUUCUUUCACUUCGAAGUUCUAUCUCAUCAAAUUUCAAACUUUCAGCCUUUUCCUCUGUUUUUUCAUAAAAAUGGGGUUCUCCGUAGAGCCAAGGGAAUGAAAGUUUCUUAGUUUCUAUGCUUCAAACUGCAAAACUUUCUUCCAUUUAACAAUAUCCAACUCCCCAUCGAACUUCCCCAACCCACGACAGUCUUAUCCAUCUCAUCUUCUUUUCUUCUCGUUGGUCGAUCUAUUAAACCGUAAGAAAUGUGUAGAAACGAAACCAGAAGGGUCAUGUCCCAGGAGUUGCAAACCCUAAUGACAUAUUACAGGCCAAGCAUCCAUGCCAGGAGGGCGAACAUCACUGUCAAAUUUCAAGAUCUUUAUGGGUUUACCGUAGAAGGGAAUGUCGACGAUGUGAACGUAUUGAACGAGGUGAGAGAGAAGGUGAGGCAGCAGGGUCGUGUUUGGUGGGAAUUGGAGGCCAGAAAAGGAGCAAAUUGGUAUUUGCUGCCUGGAAUUUCCUCCAUCUCUGAAGGCAUUGCUGUCUCCUCCCUUAAAUUAUCAUUCCUCGCGAACGUAAUUACACUGAAGAAGCUUAUCAGGAAGGGAAUUCCGCCUGUUCUACGGCCUAAGGUCUGGUUUUCGGUGUCUGGGGCAGCAAAGAAGCGGUCGACGGUGCCCGAGAGCUAUUACAGUGAUUUGAUCGACGCUGUUGAGGGGAGGGUCACACAUGCCACCCGGCAGAUCGAUCAUGACCUACCACGUACUUUCCCGGGUCACCCAUGGUUGGACACUCCAGAGGGUCAUGCAGCCCUCCGGCGAGUCCUUGUUGUGUAUUCUUUUCGGGAUUCGAAUGUUGGAUAUUGUCAGGGUUUAAAUUAUGUGGCAGCAUUAUUGUUGCUGGUGAUGAAAACAGAAGAAGAUGCAUUUUGGAUGCUUGCAGUCCUAUUGGAGGAUGUGCUCGUCACUGACUGCUAUACAGACAACUUGUCAGGUUGCCACGUUGAGCAAAGGGUAUUCAAAGACCUGCUUACUCAGAAGUGCCCAAGAAUUGCUGCUCAUUUGGAAGCUCUGGAGUUUGAUGUCUCCCUUGUUGCCACAGAGUGGUUCCUAUGCCUCUUCUCUAAGAGCUUGCCCUCAGAGACAACCAUGCGGGUGUGGGAUGUCCUUUUCAACGAGGGGGCUAAGGUUUUGUUUCAUGUAGCUUUGGCUAUCUUCAAGAUGAAGGAAGAGGAGUUGUUGUUAACCAAUCAGAUUGGCGAUGUGCUUAGUAUCAUACAGAGGACAAUCCAUCAUCUCUAUAAUCCAGAUGAAUUGUUGACAGUGGCUUUUGAUAAGAUUGGAUCAAUGACAACCAACGCUAUAACAAAGCAACGGAAGAAGCAGAAGUCUGUAGUUAUGGCAGAGCUUGAUCAGAGACUGAGACGGCUAAAUCGUUCAAAAGAUGGAUGACAAAUAACUAGCUGAAAAUAACAUAGUAAUCACGUAAUGGAUCAACCUCAAAACACCACAGCCAAGGUCAGCCACUGCCGCCUCUUUAGGGGAGGAAUGGAAAGCAAGAAAUUUUCCAUCCAGAUUCCAGAGAAGAGAAGAGAGGCGAAUGUAAAAUUUGAACGUUGAGAAUGUAACAGUUUCUUUUCAAAUUCCGAACGAGGGUUGUGGACUUGUGGUGGAUGCCUUCCGCUCUGUAACUGGAGUUCAUCUCAAAACGUGAAGCAGAUGGUUCCUUCUGUGCUAGACUCGUUUGUGCAGAAGCGCUCAAACCACACUUGUCCUGUAAGUCAGGAUCAAAGAUUCACGAAGCUCCUCUGCAUAAAAAUUGCGACAAACCCAGGAUCUGUGGCAUUCCCUUCAAUCUCCCUGCAAAUUGCUCAAAUCUCAAUGACGAUGCAUCUAUGUAUCUUUUU
Messenger RNA from Nelumbo nucifera (sacred lotus), 2283 nucleotides. RefSeq lists its product as uncharacterized. The record is from RefSeq and is a predicted model, not a curated record. NCBI's taxonomy places the organism in Eukaryota, Viridiplantae, Streptophyta, Magnoliopsida, Proteales, Nelumbonaceae. Gene Ontology annotation, molecular function: GTPase activator activity; small GTPase binding. Gene Ontology annotation, biological process: regulation of GTPase activity.